CUUCCUUCACAGCCCCACACCACACCACACCUUCAGAGUUCCCCUCCCAUGGCAACUAAAAACCGUCUUACCCCAUUAAUAGGUCAGCCCCACCCCGAUGCCGCCGCCGCCUCUCAAGGAAAAAGAAAGCGUAGUUCGAAGCAUAAAUCUGCUCCCAAACCGCCGCAAUCCUUGCCGGACGACGAAAGCCGACGCUCACCAUCCGCACCCGUCCAGCCCCGUCUCACUUCCAAGCAGAACAACAGAUCUGGGGAAGAAGACGCCCUCCUUAAGACGUCUGCGCCGCCGCACAACCGAGUGUGGACUGACAAGGAUCAGAUUACUAUUCUCCAAGGUAUCAUCGACUUCAAGGCCCAAAAAGGGGCUGAUCCCAACGCAGAUUAUGCUGCUUUCCAUGUCUUCAUUAUCGAUCGAUUGGAGGGGUCGUUUUCCAAGAAUCAGACCAGGGAUAAGGUUAGGGGCCUCAAAAGGAAGUUCUUGACCCUCAAUGAGAAGGGAGACCUCCCUACUUCUGCUCAGCCUUAUGAGUAUCAGGUUUAUCAACUGUUAGCAAAGAUUUGGGGAACUGCCAGCAGCACCGAUGCUAUAAGUCCAGGUGCAGGCUUUGCCAGCGGGGAGGUGAAAAGCAAGACUGUUGAAUCUACCAACACUGUGGAUGCACCGAAAGCAGCAAGUGAUGUGAAGACAACUGCACAUGACCUCAAAGAAAGGAAGAAGAAGAAGAAGAGAAAGAAGCCGAAGACUCGUCCAGGGGAAGAAGUUGAAAAAACUGCUGGUGAUGACCAAAUUUCCGCUGUUGAGAAAGAUGUACAGACUGCUGCUAAUCUGACCGCUGCUAAGGGUAAGGACAGUGGGGAUUUUCAUUCCAAGUAUCCUUGCUUGGUUAGAUCUUUCAAUAAGGAAAAUUAUUCAUUCAGCACUGAGGAGACAUUAGAUAUGCUCAAGGAAAAAGUCAGUCUGAUCCAGAGUUCCCAGGCCGGUGAGAUUGAGGAGAAAUGGCUCAAGCUAAGGGAAGAACAUGCUGCGCAUUGCGUGAAGGUUGCAGAUUUGGUAGCACUGCAGGCUAGAUUGAUGGUUGAUGCUCUGUGUGAGGAGGUAAUUUCGUAGAUGUCCGCUCUGUUUGAUGCGUGUUGUGGAUUAGUACUUUGUAAAAUCAAACUGUGAGGGUAUGGUGUUCUUAGAAAAAUGCUGAUGCUGAUGCUAGUAUUAUAUUUUUUGCUAUUUUGUCUUGUUUAGUUGGUUGAAAAAAACUGUGUGCUAAUCCAGUGUUGUUCUUAGAGAAAUGCUGAUGCUAGUGUAAAUUUUUUUGCUAUUUUGUCUUGUUUUGUUGCAAUGGUGUCACACUCUUGUCAAAUUAAUCCUCGUGCAUGUUUCCAUACAGCAAAUGCAGAUGGUUACCUGUGUCACCCAUGAAUUCCUUAAUUCUCUUAUGAAGUUAGUUAUAUGAUCAUUGUUACUAGAUGAUCCCGAC
Cuscuta epithymum is the source of this 1471-nucleotide messenger RNA. NCBI's taxonomy places the organism in Eukaryota, Viridiplantae, Streptophyta, Magnoliopsida, Solanales, Convolvulaceae. The record is from the annotation of a GenBank genome assembly.